CGUACUCUAUGAAAACAAAGGAAACGCUGCCACAUUUCAGGGAUGAGAUGCUGUAGACAAACAUUGUUUGGGGGCUGCAGUCGGUAAUCUGGAGCAUGGACUGUCGGGGAGUUCUGGCUGCGAUCGCCGCCGCUUGUUUCAUAGGCAUAGUGGUGAGCCAGACCACACUUACUCCUGCUGUGACAGAUACCACUCUCAUCGAAAAUGUGACCAGUCUGACUCCGACACCCGUGAUUUUCAGCAGCACCACCUCAGGCUGCUUCGCUUUUAACCUUUCUGCUUGUGAGCCAUGUGCACCGGGGUCACAGUACGACAACAACACCCUUCUGUGCACGUGCUGUCCUGACUCAGGGCGGUGUGUAUUUCCUGGCGCAUGCCUGCCAUGCACCAGAGGAUUUUAUCAGCCACUAGCUGGACAGCAGCGGUGCCUACCUUGCAGCCGGGGCUUCUACACCAAUUUCACUGGAAGUCCAUUAUGUCGCCCCUGCCCUCCUGGGUCCUUCAACAAUAACACUGGUGAAGACUCUUGCACAAGUUGCUCACCAGGUUUCUUUUCAUCGCAGGGUAAUUCUACUUCAUGUAAACCAUGUGCACAAGGACGUUUUUGCAACUCAUCGGGUUGUACUCAGUGCCAGAUGUGUCCUGGAGGAACAGAAUCUCUGCAGGCUGCUGCUAAGGACUGCUCUCCAUGUCGGCCGGGUAUGUACAAGGCCGCCCAUCAGAAUAUGUGUCAAAUCUGCAGCAGUGGCUAUUUUCAGAUCCGCUGGGGCCAGGAAAGCUGUGAUAUCUGCCCAGAGAAUCACUACUGCCCUAGUCCUGACGUGAACCCCAUUCAGUGUCCGAGUGAUGCCUUUUGUCCAGAGGGCAGCUUGGCUCCGGGCUACUGCAUGGAGACUUUCUUCCGCAAAGCAGGGGACACUUGUGAACUGGCUCCUGUCACUAUUGCUUUGUUAGUUAUUGGAGGAGGGGUGGCCUUACUCUUUAUUAUUUUAAUGCUUUUACGUCGACGAAGAGAAACUGACGGAGAGCUGACAGUAGCCCGGGCUCCACUGUUACGAAAAGAGCGUCCUCAAGGACGAUACUAUGGCCUGCCCUGUGACGCAGAACCUGUAUAUGCUGGCUGGUGAAGCACUAAGAUAUAAGAAGAGACACUGAAACACUGAUAAAACUCCCUCCCUCCCCUCUAGAGACUACACCUUGACAAAUCACCAUCCUGUCAAUUGCAAUGAAUUACUGGCAUGUGAAGGUUGAUUCUUUGGUGAAUUCUUCCUGUUGCAAUCGUUCCACUCAGAGAAAAACAUUCCUUGUGUAAGUGAGGUUAUUCGAUUAUGAGAGGUACGCUGGAACGAUGAAAACAACAUACAUGCCUCUGCAUGGUGACAGCCUUUUUCACUUAUGAAAAGCACUUUUUUUAACAAGGUAAUUGAUUUACUUUGCAUUCCUGUGUCAGUACACUUACAUUAACAUCUGUUGUCCCUCAGUGAUUACAUGUAAACUGUGGAUGAUACUUUUUUUUAAAUUUAAUUUAAUUUUAUUGCUUUUUAGAUACUUUUGCUUAAAGGUUUUUAACUGCUUUUUAAGGUUAUAUUUGUAUGUUUUAGAAGAAAAUAAAAUAUUCUGAUUUCUAACCCUCUUCAAAUGCUAUGUUAUAUUGUGGACUAGCUUUAAAAUAAAUGAAAAAAAUCUAUAUUGUCUUGAUAAUUUGUCCUAAUAUGCUGGGACAGUAUAAAGUAAUUUAUCAGAUUUCGAAUGAUCAUUAAUAAGUUAUUAGUAUUAGCACCUGUUAUCGUUAGUGUCCUCAUAUUAAUUUAUUUACUGGAGGAAAAAAUCUUUUGGUGAUAUGUCUUUUUAACAAGUACUGAUUCUCCAUAUUCAAAACUUUUAAUUGGCUGUAUGUACUAUAUGUGUAAUUAAUUCAAAUAAUAUAUAUAUGUAAAUAUAUAAACUUUUUAUAAACAACUUUAAAACUCAAGAAAGACUCACAUUUCACAGAUUUCAAAACAUUUUGAAAGACACUGGCUAAUUUAACCAAGAAAAACAACAUAAUUAAUAUCAGAACAAAAUGCGCAUUAACAACUGCCUUUCAGCAACACACAACACAAAACUGUAGUAUUUUAUUAAAGACAAACAGUGACAGUACAUCGGCCUGCCAGCAGCAAAGAGUGGUGCUUUUAUAACAGCCUUCAAGUGUAAUAGAAAGAAAGUGUAAUUUAGGCUGUGUUUUAACUGUUGUUCAACUCUUGCUCCUGUAUGCUGUGAAUGUGGUGUUAUACUGUCUUCUGCAAGGAAUUAAGAAAUACAAACACUGUCUUAAUCAGCUCUUUAUAAUUACCACAGCUGACAUUACAUGCGUCACUUGUCUACAAAGCUUUGAAAGUAAAAUUAGUUAAAAGCUCUCAAGUGUUUCAUUUUUUGGUCAUAUUUUGAAUUGGUUGUAUAAUGCGUGUAGGCUAUAUAUAUAUAUGAUUAUUGUUUUAAACACACUGUGCAAGGGUUUUAGACACUUUUAGAUCACUCUUAACCAUCACGCUAUACCAGAGGUGUCAGACAUAAGACCUGAGGGCUAGAAUUGACCCAGCAAAGAUUCUGCUCACUGGACAGCUUCAGACAUUCUGAAGCGGGGCAUAGGUUUUGACUUUAAA
Messenger RNA from Oreochromis aureus, 2642 nucleotides. RefSeq names its product tumor necrosis factor receptor superfamily member 9. The record is from RefSeq and is a predicted model, not a curated record. The transcript is spliced from 9 exons. The coding region runs from base 96 to 1127 and encodes 343 amino acids. Lineage: Eukaryota; Metazoa; Chordata; Actinopteri; Cichliformes; Cichlidae.